Molecule: messenger RNA, 624 nt
Organism: Kluyveromyces marxianus DMKU3-1042
Lineage: Eukaryota; Fungi; Ascomycota; Saccharomycetes; Saccharomycetales; Saccharomycetaceae
Gene: HSH49
Product: U2 snRNP complex subunit HSH49
Exons: 1
Coding region: 1-624 (207 amino acids)
Biological process (GO): positive regulation of mRNA splicing, via spliceosome
Cellular component (GO): U12-type spliceosomal complex; nucleolus
Molecular function (GO): RNA binding
Source: RefSeq, a predicted model, not a curated record
AUGAAUACGGUAUAUGUGGGAAACCUGGAUCCUAAAGUAAACCGAGCCUUGCUCUAUGAACUCUUUGUACAAGUGGGUCCUAUUUCGUAUAUUAAGUUUCCAAAGGAAAAGACAAAUGAUGAUGAUUCAUCAGAACACAUGAACAUGAAAUAUGCAUUCAUCAAGUUUGUUAAUGACGAUGUUGACUAUGCAUGCAAAAUUUAUGACAGUAAGGUGAGCCUAUAUGGGAAACCCCUCAAGGUACGAAGAUCGAACAAACAAACAGAAGUAUCCGAUUUCGACGUUGGUGCGAAACUUUUUGUCAAGAACUUGGACGAAUCUAUCAGUCUGUCACAGUUGAUAAACAUAUUUAAUAAAUUCGGCAAACUACUUAAGAAACCUGAGAUAUUCUAUCUACAAAGUGGUACAUUACGGUGCGCAUAUGUAUGGUUCACUACUUUUAAAAAUUCUGAUGAAGCAUUGCAUCAGUUGAAUGGAACAACUCUAGCAAAUAGAGAGAUAUACGUGGAUUACGCAUACAAAGAUGAUAAACAGAGAACUGCAAAACAUGGCGAUGACGUUGAACGUUUAUUGGACGCAGAAAGGUCGAAAAACUUUACCUUACUAAACCAAAAGGAUCUAUGA